This is a messenger RNA of Oppiella nova, 500 nucleotides long. NCBI's taxonomy places the organism in Eukaryota, Metazoa, Arthropoda, Arachnida, Sarcoptiformes, Oppiidae. The record is from the annotation of a GenBank genome assembly.
UGACCUUCGAUAGCAUUAAAGGAGAGAUAAGUCGUAACGCAUGCGUACUGACAGUCACUUCACUCAAGACUUUGAACACAUUCACUGAUUUUUGUGUUGAACAUACACUCAAAGCAAACACCACUUCAUAAGCAAUGGCUUUGAAUCAACUGAUCGCCAAACACCAGGCCUUGAGCCGCGCACUCCUGAUGAGAGGGAACUGCUUUCGUCCGGUGGUCAGUGGGAUGAACACAAGUGACUCAGCCCUGAGCGGUCAGUCCGUGGCCAGCAGUGAGCACCGUAUGCUAGCUCUGCCAGUAUUGCGAUCGUUGCACACGAGUGCAGUGCACCGGGACAUCGACAGCGCCGCCAAAUUCAUCGGCGCCGGUGCGGCUACUGUAGGAGUGGCGGGCAGUGGGGCCGGUAUUGGGUCGGUGUUCGGCUCUCUGAUCAUAGGCUACGCCCGGAACCCAUCCCUCAAACAGCAACUCUUCUCGUACGCCAUCCUCGGGUUCGCUCUC